Messenger RNA from Aspergillus nidulans FGSC A4, 1986 nucleotides. Its product is annotated as protein glaB. Gene Ontology annotation, biological process: polysaccharide catabolic process; carbohydrate metabolic process; polysaccharide metabolic process. The transcript has 6 exons. The record is from RefSeq and is a predicted model, not a curated record. Gene Ontology annotation, molecular function: carbohydrate binding; starch binding; glucan 1,4-alpha-glucosidase activity. NCBI's taxonomy places the organism in Eukaryota, Fungi, Ascomycota, Eurotiomycetes, Eurotiales, Aspergillaceae. Bases 1 to 1986 code for a protein of 661 amino acids.
AUGCCGACGACUAUUUUAAAAAUAACCUUGUUCCCCCUGAUUGACUCUAUCUUUUCUGUCCAACUCUCGCCUGUUCGCAUUGCCAUGCUUACCCUCUCUAAAGUACUUCCUGUGCUAGCUCUCAGCCAUGCUGUCGCGGCGGCUCCUCAGUUGUCUGCGCGGGCUACUGCCAGCUUAAAUACCUGGUUAUCUACCGAGGCUAGCUUUGCUCUGGAUGGCAUUCUCACCAAUAUUGGCGCAAAUGGCGCUUAUGCAAAGACCGCCAAGGCUGGAGCAGACUACUAUACCUGGACACGAGAUGCCGCUCUGACCGUGAAAGUCCUUGUCGACCUGUUUCACAACGGCGAUCUGAGCCUACAGACUAUUCUUGAAGAAUAUACCAACUCUCAGGCAUAUUUGCAGACCGUCUCAAACCCAUCUGGUGGUCUGGCGAGUGGAGGGCUUGCAGAGCCCAAGUUCUAUGUUGAUAUGACCGCCUUUACCGGCUCCUGGGGUCGUCCUCAGCGAGAUGGCCCGGCCCUGCGCGCUACUACCCUUAUAGGUUUCGGCAACUGGUUGAUUGAUAACGGCUACUCCAGCUAUGCUAGUAACAAUAUCUGGCCUAUUGUGCGCAACGACUUGACCUACGUUGCUCAGUAUUGGAGCAAGAGCGGCUAUGAUCUAUGGGAAGAGGUGAACUCUAUGUCCUUCUUCACCGUCGCCGUGCAGCAUCGUGCGCUCGUUGAGGGGAGCACUUUUGCCCACAGAGUAGGAGCCUCCUGUCCAUGGUGUGAUUCACAGGCCCCUCAGAUCCUCUGCUACAUGCAGAAUUUCUGGACAGGCUCAUAUAUUAAUGCCAAUACCGGUGGUGGCCGAUCUGGCAAGGACGCCAACACCGUCCUGGCCAGCAUUCACACCUUCGACCCCGACGCUGCUUGCGAUGAUAUCACUUUCCAACCCUGCUCCUCUCGUGCCCUCGCCAACCACAAGGUAUACACUGACUCGUUCCGCUCCGUGUACUCGCUCAAUACAGGCAUCGCACAGGGCGUUGCUGUUGCAGCCGGUCGCUAUCCUGAAGAUUCAUACUACAAUGGUAACCCCUGGUUUUUGACAACCCUCGCCGCAGCCGAGCAGCUCUACGAUGCCAUCUACCAGUGGCAGAAGGCUAGGUCCAUCUCGAUCACGAGCACCUCUCUCGCUUUUUUUAAGGACAUCUACAGCUCGGCCGCCGUAGGCACUUACGCCUCGGGGAGCUCCGCGUUCACGGCCAUCAUCGACGCAGUCAAGACGUACGCCGAUGGCUACGUGAGCAUCGUCAAGGCCCACGCCAUGGCUAACGGCUCCCUUUCUGAACAAUUCGACAAGACAUACGGCACCUGCGUAUCCGCGCGCGAUCUGACCUGGUCGUACGCUGCUCUCCUGACGGCCAGCAUGCGCCGUAACGGCGUCGUCCCUCCCUCAUGGGACGCCGCCUCUGCAAACACCCUCCCCUCAUCUUGUUCCACGGGCUCUGCAACUGGAACUUACAGUACCGCGACCGUCACAACCUGGCCUAGCACCCUGACCAGCGGGUCGGCUAGCGCGACCACGACCAUCAUGGCUACGUCGACUGCCACCAGCAGCAGCACUACCACCAGCACCACCACCGCCUGUACAACACCAAGCACCGUUGCCGUGACUUUCAAUGUGAUCGCCACAACUACCUACGGUGAAAAUGUGUACAUAGUAGGCUCCAUCUCCCAGCUGGGAAACUGGGAUACCGGCAGUGCCGUUGCCCUCAGCGCCUCUAAGAACACCUCCUCCAACAACCUCUGGUAUGUGGACAUCAAUCUCCCGGGCGGGACGGCGUUUGAGUACAAGUACAUCCGCAAGGAGACGGACGGCUCGAUCGUUUGGGAAAGUGACCCUAAUCGCUCGUACACUGUGCCUUCAAGCUGUGGAGUGUCAACGGCUACUGAGAGUGACACUUGGCGUUGUACACUAGAGACGCAGAGUGUACGAAAUUGA